Messenger RNA from Penicillium soppii, 522 nucleotides. Its product is annotated as muramidase. The record is from RefSeq and is a predicted model, not a curated record. Lineage: Eukaryota; Fungi; Ascomycota; Eurotiomycetes; Eurotiales; Aspergillaceae. Bases 1 to 522 code for a protein of 173 amino acids. The transcript has a single exon.
AUGGCACGCUUGCUCCGUCCCGUUUUAAAAUUUCUCGAGUAUUACAAUGAUCUAGACCUCCUUGAUAAAUUUACCCCAACAGUCUUAGAAGACCGCUCCUUUGAGGGCGCGAUAGUUGCCGUUCUCCGCGAUCACUUUGAUAAGUGGGCGACGACGGCACUACGAGAGGAACAGGGUGUCCAGAACGCUAACCGUGGAUGGGCCGGCCGAUACCAAUUUUUCGUCAUGGUGGACCAGGAGACUUUAGAAUCGGUAUUAAGGGCCCCGGAUGAUGAUAAGGACACGGGGUUUGUUCGUCUGGUUCAAGCGGGAUGGGCGCCGGAGGAGCUGGAUGAGGAUGAGUUAAGGGAACGUAAUGGAGCUGAGCCAGAAAAGGAGCCACUGGAGGGGUGUACUAAACAUGAUGUGGGUUGGAUGAAUGUGCGCUACCGUGAUGUAGAGGUAUCAUUCGUCCAUAUGACCGAUUCCAAUCACUGGGACAUUUAUUAUUCUCGUGCCCCGGAGAGUCAGAAACUGUGGUAG